This is a messenger RNA of Lacerta agilis (Sand lizard), 2376 nucleotides long. RefSeq names its product SSX family member 2 interacting protein (gene SSX2IP). Lineage: Eukaryota; Metazoa; Chordata; Lepidosauria; Squamata; Lacertidae. The record is from RefSeq and is a predicted model, not a curated record.
AUAAUAUCACUUGGUAUACCUCAGGCAGAAACAUGUCCCCCUCAAGCUUAAGUACACAGCCAGCGCACUGCUCACCACUGCCUUUGUCCAAAAGUGCGCACAGCUUUUUCAGUGCCUUCUGCACAGAAGAGAAUGUUGAACAGAGCCUCUCCUAUCUUAAUAGGGAGCUGACCACGCUGGGCUUCCCUUCGCUUUAUGCGGACUCCAAAGGGAAAGAGUUAAACAUAGUAUCGGUUUUAAACUGUGUGAAUGACCUGCUGCUGCUUCAGCGCAAGACUCUACGAGCUCAGGAAGCAGAAACCCAGCAUCUAAAACUGGGUAGCGACAUGGACCACCUGCAGAACAGCUAUACUAAGUUAAAGGAGCAGCUGGAAACCUCUAGAAGAGAAAUAGUUGGACUUCAAGAAAGGGACAGGCAAUUGCAAUGCAAAAACAGGAAUCUACACCAGUUACUAAAAACGGAAAAAGAUGAGGUACAGAAACUACAGAACAUCGUUGCAAGUCGAGCCACCCAGUACAAUCAUGAUAUGAAGAGGAAAGAAAGAGAAUACAACAAACUGAAGGAGCGCUUUCAUCAACUUCUUAUAAACAAGAAAGAUAAAAAAAUGACCAUGGAUGUUCUAAACUACGUAGGUAGAGUUGAUGGCAAGAGAGGUGCAUGGAGAACUGGGAAAACAGAAGCGAGAAACGAAGAGGAGAUGUUCAAAGCUCUCUUAAACGAGUAUGAACAGCGUCAGAAACAGCUUCUGAUAGAAAAUGCUGAGCUCAAAAAGCUGCUUCAGCAAAUGAAGAAGGAGAUAAUUUCUCUCCUUCCAUCACAGAAGCAGAAACCUAAGGAGAAGGCUGAAGAUGGCAAUGGAACUGUUCUCUCAGACAUGGAGGAGGACUCUGGAGAAGCAAAUAAGGAGAAUGUGUGGGAACUUUCUUGUGAAACAGUGCGUGAACAGCUUGCUAACAGCAUUCGGAAACAGUGGAGAAUGCUGAAAAAUCAUGUUGAAAACCUGGACAACCAAGUAUCGCAUGUGCAUUCUGGGUCACCGAGCAACAAAGAUACAAUCUCAAGAGAGAGCCAUGAGCUAGAAGUCGAGAGGCUGCAGUUGGAAAUUCAGCAGUGCAAAGAGAUGGUGAAAACUCAGCAGCAGCUCUUACAGCAGCAGCUAACUUCUCCAUGUGAUGACGACACCAAUAUGUUGCUAAAGGACUGUUACUUGCUGGAAGAAAAGGAGAGGCUAAAGGAGGAGUGGAAACUGUUCCGGGAACAGAAGAAGAACUUCGAGAGAGAGCGCAAAAGUUUUACAGAGGCUGCUAUUAGGCUAGGACUUGAGAGGAAGGCAUUUGAGGAGGAUCGCGGGACUUGGCUGAAGCAACAGUUCUUGAGUAUGACUCCUGACCAAAAUAAAUGCGAUGACACGAAACCUCAAAGUGCCUUCUUGGGAAGUACCGACUCGGAUUAUCCAUUAGCAAAUUUCAGGUAUCGCCAAAAGAAACUGAACCACAUGACCAAUGCCUCCAAAUUCUCAGAUGUUUGUCAGGCAGCUCUGCAUAUCCUUGAGAACAGUGCUCCUCCGGAUAAAACGCCCGAUGACCGAAAGCCAAGCCAGGUUAGAAAGGAGCAGUUGAGAAAGAUGCAGACCACGGAUGCCAGCCCCGUUGCCCAAGACGAUGUGGACAGCUUGCACAUGCUACUGCCAGCAAACCUAUGCACAGAGCACAUAGAUAACUUGCCUUAGAUUCUCGUACCUCUUUCACUCUCUCUCUCUCUCUCUCUCUUUGUUUAACUGGAUGUGUCCAUAAACUUUCGUUUGGCGAAACAGGGUGUUUGUUAUUCAUGGAAUCAAUCAGCGGAGAUUGUGAUAGCGGUUGUGCUGUAUGUGUGGCUUUUUAAGGAUUCCCCCCCCCAUCCCAGCCCUCACUUCAGACCUUUCCUAUCUGUACCCUUUUGAAAGGCUGUUUAAAAAUAUAUGUCUUGAAACAGAUUAUAUUCUUAGUACAGAAGACGUUCUUGAACUGAAGGAAUGUGUGACUCUUCUGAUAGUGAAAUUGUAUUUUUUACUUCAGGUACUAGUAGUGCUUUUAGCACUAGUAUGGGGGAAUAUUCACUUGCGUCUCAAGUGUAACUGGCAUUGAAACUCUUCCCCGCCUCCGCCCGCCCCCCCCCCUUAACUUGAAUGUACAGCAUAUUGCAGGUGAUUAACACGGCAGGCUCUAUAUUUAUUGUGUGACAUUGGGAUUACCUCUUUUCAUAAAUUAAAAAGCAAGGUAUUAGCUUGCACGUAGAUGGAUAUACGGUAACGUGUCAAUGCCAUGAAAUUAAAUUCACAGGUCCCAAAAAAAUCAUAGUAUUUUACAUGCCAAUUGUCACAGAGGGUUUUUUUU